Molecule: messenger RNA, 3066 nt
Organism: Fusarium redolens
Lineage: Eukaryota; Fungi; Ascomycota; Sordariomycetes; Hypocreales; Nectriaceae
Exons: 6
Coding region: 1-3066 (1021 amino acids)
Molecular function (GO): phosphopantetheine binding
Source: RefSeq, a predicted model, not a curated record
AUGGGUUCGAUCUCCCAUUUGCCUGCGUACGGACAUAGGUUGCUUCCCGUUGUAAUCGACGAGAUUGCACGGGACGAGCCUGACCGUGUGCUGUUCUACACUCCGCGCAACGGCCAACCUUCGCAAGGAUAUGAUGAAGUCACAACUAAGUUCUUUGCCAACUCCAUCAACCGGCUCUGCGGAUGGCUUGACUCUCAGCUUGGAUCGCCGUCGAGCUCUAAAACUAUUGCGUACAUUGGUCAAAAUGACCUGAGAUACUUUAUCAUGAUGAUUGCUUCCACUAAGCUAGGACAUAGAUCUGGUUGUGAAUUCUGGAUCGCUUCAUCCGGCUUAGACCAUCAUGAGUUCCUGCAAGAUCUCCAGAUCCCCAGUGUUGAAGCGCCCGAGCUAUCUCAACUGCUUGAUCCAACACCUGUCAAGCCCUAUGUCUACCAGAAAACAUGGAACGAGGGAAAGUCCGACAUUCUCGCACUACUUCACACUUCAGGUUCCACCGGGCUUCCCAAACUAGUGCCAGUGUAUCUUGAGACUGCUGCUACUGUCGAUGGAUUCCACUUGAUGGAGCCUACGAAUGGAAAGAGGCCGACUGGUGUUGAGUGGACUGGCACUAGGCAGCUGUGUGCUAUGCCUCUUUUUCACGUUGCCGGAAUCUGCCUUGGUCUAUACUCAGCCGUCUUCUUCAACUGGACCGUUGUCCUACCCUCUGUCGGACCAAUCAUGCAACACGUUAUAGAGGAUGCUCUGGAUCAUAUCUCACUUGACUCAGCCUUCAUAUCGCCUAGCGUUCUUCAAGACAUCUCCAAAUCGCCUCGUGUACUUGAGAAGCUCUCAAAACUCAAGUUCAUCACGUCAGCCGGAGGUCCUAUUCCUCAGUCAGUCGGCGACUUGAUUCACCCACGCGUACCGAUCAUGCAGACCAUGGGUAUGACUGAGGGCCAGUGGCUUGCAUCUGUUGUCACUCACCCUGCUGAGUGGGCUUACUACUACUUCCAUCCACGAACAGGUGUCGAAAUGCGCCCUUACUCUGAAGACCUGUCUGAGUUGGUGUUUGUUCAGAACCCCAAGCUUUCUGCAACCCAGCCUGUCUUCAAGACGUUCCCUGAGCUUGAUAUCUGGGAGACGAAAGACUUGUACUCACAACACCCGAAGCAUCCUGAUCUCUGGAAGUAUGAGAUGCGACGUGAUGAUCUGAUCAUUCUCUCCAACGGAGAGAAGUUCAAUCCUCUUGCUGCUGAAGGAAAGCUUAUCAGCCAUCCAUGGAUUGCUGCCGCUUACCUCACUGGCCGUGGCCGUUUCCAAACUGCUGCCCUCCUUUAUCCUGACGAGAAGAGCCUCGACAAGUCAGACGACAUCAUCAUUGACAACGUCUGGCCAACUUUUGAGGAAGUGAACAAGUCCCUGCCAGCAUUUGCCCAGAUUCAUCGUGACUUUGUCAAGAUUGUUCGAACCCCCUUUCCUCGCACUCCAAAGGGAACCCUCGCUCGCAAUGAGACAGAGAAAGCAUUCACUGCCGACAUAAACGCUAUCUACGAUAGGUCUACCCACGGUAAGCCCUCUGUUCACAUCAACGGGGCAACUGAGGAUGUUGUGCGCUCCGGGAUCCGGGAGGCAAUUGAGACCGUGUCUGGCUUGGUUGAUCUCAAGGAUGAUGACAACAUCUUCACCAGGGGCUUCGACUCACUUCAUGUCAUCCGACUAGCUGGGCUUCUUAGUUCUGCCUUUGAACAGCCUCUCGAGGUAGAAGCGGGCACUAUAUAUACAAACCCAACCAUUUCUCAGCUCGCCCAUUCUGUUUGGUCUCAGCUUGAACAUGGGCCUCAGAACAAGAUCCAUCACAGCGAACUCACUCGGGGCAUGCUUGCCAAAUACUCUCAGGCUUUCGAACCACCUCGCGAGGCGAAAGAGCACAUUGUUCUCACGGGUACAACUGGAGAGAUUGGCUCGUAUCUACUUGAUGUCCUUUCCAACAACGACAAGGUUGUCAAGGUUUGGUGCUUGAACCGCAGCGCCGAUGCCUUCCAGCGUCAAGUGGACUCGGCCAAGUCCAAAGGCCUUUCAUCUAACUGGCAAAGCAAGGCCAAGUUUGUUCGCUACGAUGUCGCGUCAGAAAACCUCGGCUUGAGUCAGGCUGACCUUGAAGAGAUCAAGAAUGAAGCCACCGCCAUUAUACAUAACGCUUGGGAGGUCAACUUCAACCUUCCCCUCUCCUCCUUCGAGCCUCAGUUCAUCGGCCUCAAGAGUCUCGUCGAUGUCUGCCGAGAGGCUCGUCACAAGAUCCGCUUCUUCUUUGUCUCAUCUAUCAGCGCUGCCAUGAACUGGCCGUCCGACCUUUUGGGCCCUGUACCAGAAGCAAGCAUUCCCAGAUUUGACGCCCCGAUCAAUGGGUAUGGAUCAUCUAAGCUUGUAGCUGAGCACCUGCUUAGCAAGGCUGCGAGAUCUGGUGUUUUGAGUCUUUCGGUUCUACGAGUUGGACAAGUGGCUGGUCCGGUCAAAACGCUCGGCGAGGGUAGCGUUUGGACUCGACGAGAUUGGGUUCCAGCUAUUAUUGAUGCUUCAGCUCAUCUGCGAGCUCUACCAUUAGACCUUGGGUCUGCAAGCAUUUUGGACUGGAUCCCGAUUGAUCUCUUAACAGAAGUCAUUGGACAGCUCGUCGUCCCCGUGAACCCAGUCGUAGGACAAGAGAAUUACUACAACCUGCUCAAUCCCCGAACACCCAGCUGGAUAGACACUUUACCUGGUCUCAAAGCUCAUCUAGAGGCUUCUUUCUCAGAGACCUUUGAGAUCGUGCCGCUACAAGAAUGGAUCAGCCGUUUGCGAGGAGCUGAGAAGGCCAUCGUGAAGAAGGUCAGUGAAGGAUCAUCCGAGACUGCUAGGAGAGCACAAAGUGGUCUCAAGUUGUUGGCUUUCUUCGAGAUGCUAUCCUCUGGGAAAGAGGGAUCAGAGGCCGCAUCUCGGGGUCUUGAAUGGGCUAAGGCAAACACGUUGGCGCAGAGUUCUAUCUUGGCUUGCAUGGAGCCUGUAUCAUCAGCUUGGUUUGACACUUGGUUGAAACAAUGGGGAUAUUGA